AUGACCUUUUUGGCUUUUGGCAAUCACACCGUUCGCAAUUUACUUCAUUCUCCUUAUUUCACCUUCAAAAAAAUACUUUUACGAGAGGAACAUCAUCAAGACAAAGAAUUAUUACAAAUUUUAACUAAUAAAAAAAUACCUUAUCAAUUGUUAAAUAGAGAGCAAUUUUCUCGGUACAGUCCGGACAAAAAAAGUCAAGGAAUAGUGGCUUUUAUCCGCAAUUAUGAUUACAUAACCCUACCUUCUUUAUUAUCCUGCCAGCCACAGCGGAAAUUCCCUUUAAUUAUUGUUUUAGAUGGCAUUGAAGAUCCCCACAAUUUUGGGGCAAUUUUACGAACUAGUGCUGCUUUCAGAAUUGAUGGUUUAAUUAUUGCUAAAAGAAACCAAGUUCAGGUCAAUAGCACGGUAGUUAAGGUUUCCAUGGGGGGGGCAGCUUAUGUUCCAGUCUGUCAAGUAAGUAAUUUAGGAGAAGCAAUUGAAAAACUAAAAGACCAGAAUUAUAAAAUUAUUGCUACAGUCUGCGACCCUAAAUCACAAGCAUAUAACCAGCUUAAAUUCGACGCUCCCACUUGUCUAAUUUUUGGUAAUGAACACGAAGGAAUUAAACCUAAUUUGGUUAAAAAGAGUCAUCAUCGCCUUUAUAUUCCAAUGAGUAAUCAGAUAUCCUCUUUAAAUGUCUCAGUAAGUUGUGGAAUUGUUUUGGCGGAAGUAGUUUCUCAGUGGGAAAAAUAG
Molecule: messenger RNA, 732 nt
Organism: Funneliformis geosporum
Lineage: Eukaryota; Fungi; Glomeromycota; Glomeromycetes; Glomerales; Glomeraceae
Source: the annotation of a GenBank genome assembly